AUCCAUAUAUAAUAGUUAUUUUAUGUGUUGUUUAUUUUUCUCAAGUGUUUUUAUCCAUAUAUAAUAGUUUUUAAAAAAAAUUCAAAAAUAUUUGUGUGUUAAAUUAAUAGUAUAAAAUAAUAAUAGUAUUUAUAAAAUAAUAUAAUAAUAUAGUAGUUACAAUUAUAAUAUAAUAAUAAUAAUAAUAAUAAAAUAAUGAAUAAAGUAAUGCCAAGAUCUUUUUCACCACGUACUUUUAUGGGUGACCAUGGUAUUAAUAUUUCAGAUUGUAGUAUAAUAAAAGUUGAAAAAAUUGUUGCACCUAAACCUUGGAAACCUUCACAUUCUAGAUCAACUUCAACAAAUUCGAAAUUCGUAGAAGAAAGUUUAUUCGAAGCAGCUGGAAAUGAAAUUCAAACGAUUAUUUUACAUUCACUUAAUACAUACGAUAAUGACUCCUCUUCUCCUUUAGAGCAAUUGGAAUCAGCAGCAAAUAAUUAUAGCACAAACAGUAAUAAUAAUAAUAAUAAUAAUAAUAGCAGCAGUGGAGGCAUAGUAAGACCAAAUUUAGUUAAACCUAAAAUUGUAAAUAAUAGUGUUGUUGGCUCAUCUUCAUUAGUUAACACAACAAAUACAGCAUCAAUAACACCUAUAGUAUCGCCAUCAUUAUCAAACCCUUCAUCGCCAUCAAACUAUAAACAAACCUGUAAUAUAUCAAAUAGCAACAAUAACGAUAAUAAUAUAAAAAUAGCGAGUAAAGUUGACUCCUUAACAUCAAGUUUGCAAGGAGCUCAAUUCGAAAAUAAUAAUAAAACCACUUGUACAUUUAAUAACAUUACCUACUCAUCCACCACAACCUCCGAUGAAGAUAGCUCUUCACUAUAUAUAAAAUCAACAUAUAAUAGCAAAUUGUUUUAUUUUGAAAACUAUGUAAUCGAUUCAACUUUAGUUCAAGAUUCUUUAAAUGUAAAGAAUCCAUUUUUUAAUAGUAGCAAUAGUUCAUCAUCACCAUGUAUGGUUAUUGAACCAUUAACACCUCCAACACGUACACAUAAUCCAAUUACUCUCAAUCAAGCAUUCACAGAGAAUGAUAUUGUUCAUGGCGCCGAGUUAGGAUUACUCUCAAUCUCACCACCACCACAAUCCUAUUGUACAAAGCAUCUUAAAUCAUCACCAUCGUCCAAUUCAACUACCACAGUCCUAUUUUAGUUGGUUAUUGCAGGUCAUACCGUCAUGUCCAUAUUGGUCCAUCAAACCUUUUUCUUUUUUUUUUUUUAUUUAUAUUCAAGAAAAAAAAAAAAAAAAAAAACAUAAAUUUUUUAUUUUUUAAAUAAAUAGAUAUUAUAUUCAUUAAUUUAAAACUUU
Dictyostelium purpureum is the source of this 1344-nucleotide messenger RNA. RefSeq lists its product as uncharacterized. The transcript has a single exon. NCBI's taxonomy places the organism in Eukaryota, Evosea, Eumycetozoa, Dictyosteliales, Dictyosteliaceae. Bases 196 to 1188 code for a protein of 330 amino acids. The record is from RefSeq and is a predicted model, not a curated record.